Molecule: messenger RNA, 954 nt
Organism: Corticium candelabrum
Lineage: Eukaryota; Metazoa; Porifera; Homoscleromorpha; Homosclerophorida; Plakinidae
Exons: 7
Coding region: 34-954 (306 amino acids)
Cellular component (GO): nucleus
Source: RefSeq, a predicted model, not a curated record
UCUAGACCUCACGUUUUGCGUCUGCAAACACGAAUGUCUUCAGCGAAGCAGUGGACGCUCUUUUUUAAGGAGGCAGGACUGCCAAGCGGCGUUGCUUUUGAGUAUGCAGUUAUAUUCAGUGACAAUAGAAUGAAAGACGACAUGCUAGGAGAGUUAAACAAGGAACUUCUUGGCGACAUGGGAAUUAAGAAAAUAGGUGACGUGUUGUCCAUACUCAGACACUCGAAAGCAGUUCAUGCAGAGCAAGAAAGACAGAAGUCGGCCAGCUUGCUGUCAGAGAAGGUAGGAGUAAGAACUUCCGCUCUUGUUAGUCCACUUCCAUCAUUAGAUUCAGAGCAGCAACAGAUAAUUCAGACUCAAUCGCCAGAACGCUCUGUAUCUAAUGGAUCGAGAACGACACUGAGUGGUUUUAGCGACACUUGGCUAAGGUCAGACGUUCACAGGUUAAAAGAAUUGUCUAGCGAGAGCAUGGGAAUGGAAAAACGACGUCAGAUAGUGCCUCCACGUAAAGCAAAAGCAGCAGUACCAAUACAAGAAAUAGACCUAAGGAAUUCAAAGAGAAUGACAGAAGCGGAAGAUGCUGGUGACUACGUGGUGAAAAUGCCGAGAGGCACAACAGCUAAGACGAGACGUGUACUACAAAUGCAGUCGACCCAGAAAUCUCCAGAUGUCUUUGGACGCUUAGGGGAUUCACUUUGGGCAAUAGACCGAGGCCAGUCCAGCACUAAAGCCGUGAAGGUACGGAAUGAGGACAGUGCAGCAUCAAACUCGGUCUUUACUCGAUUAGGACAUACAAGCAGUAAAGCUCAAGCGGUGGGUCAACGACGUGUUGAAGCGUCAGGAGGACGUCAAGUGGGGGUUGGAACCGUAUCCCCCACUGUUCCUGCUAAAACACAGCAGCGGAGGGUACUGCAGACGCGUGAGACAUCAGUGUUUGACCGCCUUGGAACGUAG